AUGGCCCAGGUACCUCGCUCACAACCCAUGCCGUCUCCUCCUGCCUUUGCUCUCCCUUUCUUCCGCUGCGUCUCCGGUCCCGACCAAGAGACUGGCCAGCCCGGAACGCUAUGCCCCCUGGCGCCGCAGACUCGAAGGUCUCUGGACUGUCGUCUUCACGAUUUCCAUCUGGACGACGGCCAAGUUCCCGGCCCAACCAAGACGACACGUCGAAGACCCCCACAUCGAUUGAGGCGGAAAAAUGAAGGGAUUGCCUAUCGCGCGACUCUGAUCGCUUUGUCACUGUGCGACGUUCGUCUUGUUGUCGAGACCUCUAAAGUUGCUUCACCACUUCGAGGCCUGAGACUACAAAACGCAUGGAUGUACUAUACGCGUGACCAAACGCAGACUGACCUCCCCAUGGUACAGACCGUCUCUGGUGGGCCUGUUCUUUGUCCGGGCAACGGAUGA
Messenger RNA from Protopolystoma xenopodis, 450 nucleotides. The record is from the annotation of a GenBank genome assembly. Lineage: Eukaryota; Metazoa; Platyhelminthes; Monogenea; Polystomatidea; Polystomatidae.